This is a messenger RNA of Serendipita indica DSM 11827, 1707 nucleotides long. Lineage: Eukaryota; Fungi; Basidiomycota; Agaricomycetes; Sebacinales; Serendipitaceae. The record is from the annotation of a GenBank genome assembly.
AUGUCCAGUAACAAAGUUGUCAUCGUUGGUGCAGGAUGGAACGGGUUGACCGUGGCGAAAACGUCAGUCUUUUGUCUCUUACAACCACAGAUUAGCGUAAAGGUAUUUACAUUGGGCAGAUAUUUGCAGGUUGAUCCCACCAUCUCGCUCACCGUCCUCGAGGCCGAGAGGUCUUUGGGCGGGACGUGGUCGGCCGACCGUGUGUACCCGGAACUGCAUACUCAAGCACCUUAUGGAGCGUACGAGUCUUGCGACUUAUCAAUGACGCGGCCACCAAACGCAAAACGCGAGCCAGCCGAUUUCAUUCCGUCGAACCGUGUCCACGAAUACUUGCAGGAGUUUGCCACCAAGUUUAAUAUCGCCGACAAGAUUCGGUACAACGUCUCUGUGAAACACGUGCAGCGUCAUGAAGAUGGAGUACGCUGGACCCUUACCGUGCUCAACGAGAGAGGGGAACAAGAGACGAUCGUUUGCGACAAGUUGGUCAUCUCGACGGGUCUCACUUCCCUUCCUACCAUUCCAGAUAUUCCUUCAGAGAGCUUUGAGCCUCCAACAUUUCACUCACGAUUCCUUGGAGCGCGCUAUGAGGAAAUGCGCUCACCAGAGAUCAAGGUAGUCACCGUGUAUGGCGGAGGAAAGUCUGCAUAUGAUGCUGUGCACGCGGCUACUAAAGCGGGGAAACAAGUACAAUGGGUAAUCCGGACGAGCGGUGCCGGUAUGGGUGCAAUGGCCACUCCAGAGUUUGGCGGCAGUUCGAUCAGCGACAUCAUCUUUACGCCUGCGAUGGACUACAACUAUCCUCAUCCGCUUCGGGACACGUGGUGGGACAGGUUCUUCCACAGCGGCAAGAACUGGUUUGGAUAUUGGCUGCAUUGGACGAUUUCUGGGCUCAUGAGCAGAGUCGUCACUGGAAAGAUGGGUUACGACGAGAACGAUGCAAUGAGAAAGCUCAAACCGGACGUCGUGGACCGCGUCAUGUACUGGCACAAUGGUCCUUUACUCGCGGUUCCAACGAUGGAUAUCCUGGAUAAAGUCAGACGCGGCGACGGUAUCACGAUUUACCGGGCGGACAUUACAAAAUUAUCGGGGAGACAUGUUCACCUUGCAGAUCAAACGACAUUGACCACGGACAUGCUUAUCUAUGCCACUGGAUAUAGCAUCCAUCAACCCAUCUUUUCAGAACAAGACGCCUACGAACUUGGGCUCCCUGUCCAGAUUUCCCAUAUCCCUUCACUUACAGGGAACCACGACGCACAGUGGCCGACACAAGCCAUGGAAGAGGCAGAUAAAGAGCCAAAGAAACCAACCUAUACGCAAUACCGUCUUUACCGUUCUAUUCUCCCCUUUCCUUUGAUGAAGAAGAGGGAUAGAUCUCUCACCUUUGUCGGUUACCUGCAAGGAGCAGCAAUUUGCAUCAUUGGCGAUGUCAGCGCAUUGUGGGCUGUGGCAUGGAUGACGGGCAAACUAGACAUCGAGAGAGAUAUGGAUGAGAUGGAAAAGGAAUGUGACCUCCUCAAUGCGUUCAUCAAACGAAGGUAUCUCAAUGCCGGUCGAGAGAUCCCAUACCUCCCAUUCGAGUGGAUGACGAUUCUUAAUUAUAUGCUGGAAGAGCUCGAGGUAUCGCUACCCGAAGCGGGUGCCUUGACACCUAGAUACCCCAUCUUUUACCGCGGAAUCGUGGAGAAAUGGCUCGCUGUACACUCAUGA